AUGGAAUGUGAGGGGGAAUACCCGUAUAGUGACCGUUUCAAUAAACUGCCUGUGUGCGCCAGCCAAUGUGACAAAUGGUGGAACGCUUGCAAGGAGGAUUACACGUGUCACAAAAACUGGUUCACUGACCCUGCCUGGGACGGUAAUGGUAUGAACAUUUGCCCAAAGGACGCGGUGUGUAAGAAAUACACCGAGGUGUACACAUCAGCUGCUGAUUUCUGCAACACCAUUUGGGAUGGCGGAUAUCACGUGGUACCGGACACCGAACCUUGCAUGGAGUUUAGUUUCGAUCCAGCAAAACCAACUCCGAACAUCCCCGUGGCUCGGGCCGCUGCAGAGAAAAAGGCCUCUGUGUCUGAAGCUUCCGGACUGAAAGUGUAUCCUGCGUCAGGGCUUUUUGCUCUAUAUGCUAUUUUCUUACUUAGCAUCGUCUCUACGCUUUUUUACAAGUAG
Lingula anatina is the source of this 453-nucleotide messenger RNA. Its product is annotated as folate receptor alpha-like. The record is from RefSeq and is a predicted model, not a curated record. NCBI's taxonomy places the organism in Eukaryota, Metazoa, Brachiopoda, Lingulata, Lingulida, Lingulidae. Gene Ontology annotation, cellular component: external side of plasma membrane. Gene Ontology annotation, molecular function: signaling receptor activity.